Dendrobium catenatum is the source of this 1153-nucleotide messenger RNA. RefSeq lists its product as uncharacterized. The coding region runs from base 334 to 1095 and encodes 253 amino acids. The record is from RefSeq and is a predicted model, not a curated record. The transcript has a single exon. Lineage: Eukaryota; Viridiplantae; Streptophyta; Magnoliopsida; Asparagales; Orchidaceae.
CCUGUACACCCCAUAUGCAACUAUUUCAAACGUGUUAACCUUACAAGCUGCCAACAAUCGUAAGUAGAAAUGGCCAAUCAUUGUAAUCUGCAAGAAAAGAAGCAAACCCACCAAACCUACGGCGGCAUGGGCAGCACGACUAUAAUGAAGGUCAACAUUACUUUUGAAAAGAUUUCUUGUUAUAUAUACAUGCCUUCCAACAUGCAGAGCAUAAGACUCGAAUAAAAAACAAGAAGCCCAUGCUUACCAACCUCGGUAUUCUUCCUCCAGACAUCUCCCCUCUUAAAUUCUGCUCAAAUCCCUGUAACAGACAUAAUAAGAAGAAUAACUGAGAUGGGACAAAAGGAGGAGAAAUGCGAAGCAAACAUAAUUUCAAGACAACUGAAGCUGUACUUCCAUUCAGUUUGUCUCACUCUCCUCUCCCUUCUUCUCCCCCUCUCAUACCUCCUCUUGUGCAGGCUCAGCUAUACUCCCCUGUCCCCCACAUUCAUCAUUCUGUACGUCGUUGUUUCAUUCCUAUCCGUAUCUUCCCUAUUCUACUCAAUCACAGGCCACACCCUUCACAUCGAACUACCAAACUGCAUUGCCUGGGUCAUCCUCUGCCUCUUUCAAACCUGCAUUACUUUUGGAAUAGAAGGAACGAUCAGAGAUGGAUUCCAACCGAUCCAAAAUGCUAAUGCAUUUGCACAUGAGAUGUGGUUGAAGAGAACCUUCCUCCUCAUAGGAAUCUACGAACAGAUGAUGCUUUGGAAAGAUAAGUUUGUGAAACCAGUUGUGGAUAGCACAUUCAUCGAGGAGAGAAUGGAACAAAGAAAUGAUCGGUUUUUAAUGGGAUUAUCCUUCAGUGGUUUAUGGCUCUGGCUGCUGCAAACGGAGGUAGAGCCUUUGGUUUUGGCUUCUACAAUGGUAGGAUUUAGUAGGAGAGUGGGUUGGUGCGACUUCAUCAUCUGGUUCGUGACCUUUGCAACUUUAAUGACGGGGUUUGUGAGAGCUGUCCAGUUUCUUGUUUGGCAAUUAAGUAUCCUACUACAGCUUAUGUAUUGCAGGGUAGAGGAACAAGCUGAUGGCCUUGCUCAAGGAGAAGAUGAAGUGUAAAGCGAUAAGGAAUUUGUGAAUUCCGCCCUAUACGAUAUUCUGUUCGUUAUCCUGCCCU